Fulvia fulva is the source of this 1371-nucleotide messenger RNA. RefSeq lists its product as uncharacterized. Bases 1 to 1371 code for a protein of 456 amino acids. The record is from RefSeq and is a predicted model, not a curated record. NCBI's taxonomy places the organism in Eukaryota, Fungi, Ascomycota, Dothideomycetes, Mycosphaerellales, Mycosphaerellaceae. The transcript has a single exon.
AUGGUCGCAACAGAGAACAUCUUCGAAAUUCGGCUCUCCGAGUAUCAGCGCUUGCGAGAUACUGAAGAUGGCACACGACUCGCCAUUUCGGAUGUCUUCUCUGAAACGUCUCAUCGUGCAUUUCCUGCUACACUAUCAGGCAGUGUAGAGAGACUGGUCCAGAAUGUGAAUAAGGAGCCAGCUGCGAACAGAUCUCAGAGCAAUAUCACCAAGGCAUUCACAUCGACGCGCGAUCAGGCAACUCAGCCUUCGUUCAUCGGGACACCAAAGCUCAAAGGAGACCAUAUGAGCUUGCUCACCGACUUCGACUAUACGGAUGUAGCAAUUCAACUGCAGCCACUGACGAGGUACGUACGCGUACAGAGUUCAAAUCUGUUCGACCUCACCAAGCCACAUCCCCUCAACAACGGUGCAUUAGACAUGUUCCUGGAGCGGGUCAGGGACUACGAACCCAUGACUGGGGAUGAGCUGCGAGACUUCGUCAUGAAAACACAGCAACAGUAUUGCAGACUGCGCAACCAGGAGUCAGAGUCUGCGCGUCUCCAGAUCGUGCUCGCCGGAAUCACGAACUUGCAGUCCAUCCACAAGACGUACUACAGCCCUCUGGGUAAAGAGGUCCGCGAUCCAGCAAUCUUGAUUCACGGCAUACAGAUCAACGGCGAGUGGCAGAAUUUGAGUGACUACAAAGACCUGACCCCCAGCGGACCACAAUCGGCGCGCCUCUUUACGCUGGCAAAUUUGUAUUCGAAUCCGAUCAUCUUCCUCGACAUAGAUGAUGACGGCAAAAGCUUUCUGGAAAACGCAGAGCUAGAGGCGCAGAAGCUCGCGAAUGACGAUUGGCUUCGCAGAGCCACGAAUGGCCUCGUAUUUACUCCAUCUCCGAAGUCUGGGCUGCCAAACGACGAGCGGUUUUGGUUCAAAGUGCCAGGCGCGAUUCCAAUGCUGCCAUCGUGGGCUGGAAUGGCAACUUCACCCAGGGCAACGAGAAAAGCUGCAGAAGAAGCUCGGCAAGAUGGACUCCGACGAGAAGCACAAGCUUUCGCGGAUAAGCUAUGCACGGAGGAGACAUUCGAACGGGCUUGGAACGUGGUCACGAGGAACAUGCGGUGCGAUGAAGUCUUCCCUAAGGAAAACAUUCGGCAGUAUAUGGCUGCCGUAUGGCAGAUUGAGCACAUUGUUGCUGAUGAGGAGGAAUGGGUUGCUGUGGAUCGCACGAAAGUACAGCCUCGCAUUGAUCGAAGGGCAAGGGCUUGGAUUAUGGCAAAGUUGGAACGUCCCGAUAUAACAGGGAGUCUUGAUGGCAACGAUGGCUGGGUUGAUGUUGGAGACGAUGACACGGCUUUAGAGCUUACUCUAGCAGUCAGAGAGUAA